Sus scrofa (pig) is the source of this 4982-nucleotide messenger RNA. RefSeq names its product transmembrane and coiled-coil domain family 2 (gene TMCC2). Gene Ontology annotation, biological process: amyloid precursor protein metabolic process. The record is from RefSeq and is a predicted model, not a curated record. NCBI's taxonomy places the organism in Eukaryota, Metazoa, Chordata, Mammalia, Artiodactyla, Suidae. Gene Ontology annotation, cellular component: endomembrane system.
ACAUUGUAAAUCCACUAUACUUCAGUAAAAGUUAAAAAAAAAAAGUGAGAAAAAAGAGUAUCAAAGAAAGAAGGGACAUUGCAUGAAAGCAAGGGAAAGAGGAAGAAAAAACUUAACUAAGGGGAAGCCAGGGGAAGAGGGCUGAGACCCGCUGGCUGUGCCUAGGGUCUUGCAUACACGACCUGGGCUUCCCUCCAGGGUCCUCUUCCAGGACAGCUAGAGCCCAUCUGUCACCCUGGCCUCAGGCUGACUUGAAACAGCAGAAAGAGUGAGGCCCAAGACGCCUGCCCCGGCUCAGAUGGGGCCUGUCCCUGCCAGGCUAGCAAGGAGGUGGCAAGGCGGCCAAGAUUUAACUGAAAGUCCACUGGGUGGCGAUGACCCAGCAGCACCCUCUCUCUGCACAAGGACAGUUGCUGGGUGGCUCAUGUCUUUUCAGAGCCUGUUGCUUUCGUGCCGUGUCCUCCUGCCACUCAGCGUUGCUCCAUGUGUAGCCAUUUGGAGCUCUGUCUAUCCGAGAGAAAAUGGUGUGCGUGUGUGUGUGUGUGUGCGCGCGCGCACGUGCACAGGCUGUACGUACACAUGUGAAGGAGCCUCAGGACUAGUCAUUGAUUUCAGUAAAACCUAUGCUACGUCAGGCAUUUUUACUCAUUUGAUCCUCACUGCAGCCCUGGGGAAUAAUGAUCAUAGGUAUGAUUUUGCAGCUAAGGGAGCCGAGACUGGGCUGCAGAGCAUCUCUAGGACUCGGCUCAUCUACCUUCUCCUCUGUCUCCCGAGGCUGUGGGUCUCAUUCCUAAGGCUGCCCCCUCCAGGCUGCUGCUCUGUGGGUGCCUCCACUUCCUCUAGAGGUUGUGAAGACACACGCACCAGGCCUGUCACCAGGCCCGUCGAGGCUGCAUUGCUAGCGAGUGGCAGGGUGAGGAUUUAUAGCAGGCCUUCUGACCCAGGCCUUCUGCCGCACCACUGAAAGCAUAGCCAGUGCCCGGGAGCGAGGUGACUUCCUGUGACACAUUCUCCUCCCCCCAGGGCUUUCCGGGUGACACCCCCCCCCUCCAGUACCUCCCCAUGCCCUUGUGGAAAAUGAGCCUUGCUGUCUUGACCAAGGUCACCCAGCAAGGGUGGAGCUGAGACCCAGAUCCGGUCACUGUGGCUCCUGGGGCCCCCACCCCCAGAACGUGAAGCUCUGCAUCCUUGGCAGAUUUGGGAACUUGUCAGACUUGGAAAGACAAGAACAGACUCCGGGGAGGGGGGGAACCUCUGUCCUGCUGGCGUGCGUGGCAGACGCCCUCCUGGUUCCUGUGGGUCCCUUUUCUCCUGCAGGACUGGUUCACCCUGAGCUCUAUCUGCCUUUUUCCUGCUCUUCAGUUAUUGUCCUGAUGGGAGGGGAGCUGCAUCUUCUCUUUCGGGAGAUGCCAGGCACCGUGUUGGCAGUGAUCCUCCUCAGGGUCUAAUGGUGGUGCAGUGAGGCCUUGAAGGAACCUCUUGUUGGUGCUUCUGAGCCUUUACGGUCCCAGGAAGAGAGAGGGAAAGCUUGUGAGAUGUCUCGAGGGUCCCAGGGCUCAGCUCACUCAGCCCCCUCCUCGCCCCUGCGUCCCUGUUGCCACCGUCUUCUCUCUCCCCCUGCCCCUGUUUUGCUUGUAGGGAAAGCUUGCCCAUCUGAGCUUGGUGGAGCCUAGAAAGGAGGGGGCGGAGGAGGGAUGUCUUGAGUGUGCAAAGACCAGGGUGCCUCCAUGGCUGCCUAGGACAGACCACAGCAGAUGGACUGCCUUCUGUCGCAGCUCAAUGAGAUAGAGCAGGCAGUCACUCCACAGCCGUGCCUACUAGAGAGGGCCAGUCUUAUGCACAGUGAAGGGUCUGGAUGAGUUAAGAUCUGAUCCCUGCCUUCCUAGAGGCAGUAAGACCUGAGACUUGUUUAUGCAAGAGGAACAGUGCACAGGGCCCGAACCACAGAAGGGAGGUCAUCUAUAGACACGGGGUGCUGCCACUCCUGACCCCAUGUGCCCCUGAUUGCACGUGCUUGAAAUUGCCAGAAAUUGGGACCUGUGUCAUGUGAUCUUCCUGGGCUCCUGUCCUCACACACCCCAAGUCAUCAGCCACCAUAAAUGUUUGUAAAGUUUCCACGAGCCUGGGGUGUGGGGACUCCUGAUCUUGGUGUUUUGGCUGAGGUGCCCUGGCAUUGGGCCCUAGAGAUAGCACUGGACCCUUAUCUCUCUGCACCUUCUUGAACUUGGGGCCGCCCCGUCAGCAUGAUCCACACCAACACUUAGUAUUUAAGCCCUGAGCCCCUUGCCAGGCUCAAGUGGGUGCAGAUCUGCGACGUCUUUGACUGUGGGAAGCUGCCAUUAGAGAGACCCCGUGGGGAGCCCUGAACUCUGCCGGCCACCCUGGCGUCCUCCUCAUAGCUUGUCUUUCUCGACUGUGGCCCUCUGGCCCCCUCUGCUGGCCACUCACAGGAUUUCUUGCCAGGAUGUUCAAGAUGAAGUCCAAGGAGGAAGAGACUGCUGUCGACAAAGGGGACCUUGUAGCCCUGAGCCUCCCUGGUGGCCCCGGCCAUGGUGACACCGACGGCCCCAUCAGCCUGGACGUGCCGGACGGGGCCCCGGACCCCCAGCGGACCAAGGCCGCCAUCGACCACCUGCACCAGAAGAUCCUGAAGAUCACUGAGCAGAUCAAGAUCGAGCAGGAGGCGCGGGACGACAACGUGGCAGAGUACCUGAAGCUGGCCAACAACGCCGACAAGCAGCAGGUGUCCCGCAUCAAGCAGGUGUUCGAGAAGAAGAACCAGAAGUCGGCCCAGACCAUCGCCCAGCUGCACAAGAAGCUGGAGCACUACCGCCGGCGCCUGAAGGAGAUCGAGCAGAACGGGCCGUCGCGGCAGCCCAAGGACGUGCUGCGGGACAUGCAGCAGGGCCUAAAGGACGUGGGCGCCAACAUGCGAGCCGGCAUCAGCGGCUUUGGGGGCGGCGUGGUGGAGGGUGUCAAGGGCAGCCUCUCGGGCCUCUCGCAGGCCACCCACACCGCUGUGGUGUCCAAGCCCCGGGAGUUCGCCAGCCUCAUCCGCAACAAGUUUGGCAGUGCCGAUAACAUCGCCCACCUGAAGGACCCUCUGGACGACGGGCCCCCCGAGGAAGCGGCCCGGGCGCUGAGCGGCAGCGCCACGCUAGUGUCCAGCCCCAAGUAUGGCAGCGAUGACGAGUGCUCCAGUGCCAGUGCCAGCUCGGCCGGGGCGGGCAGCAACUCGGGGGCAGGGCCCGCCGCGGCGCUGGGGAGCCCCAAGUCCAACAUGCUGUAUGGAGCCCCUGGGAACCUGGACGCCCUGCUGGAGGAGCUGCGGGAGAUCAAGGAGGGCCAGUCCCACCUGGAGGACUCGAUGGAGGACCUGAAGGCUCAGCUCCAGAGGGACUACACCUACAUGACCCAGUGCCUGCAGGAGGAGCGCUACAGGUACGAGCGGCUGGAGGAGCAGCUCAACGACCUGACCGAGCUUCACCAGAAUGAGAUGACCAACCUGAAGCAGGAGCUGGCCAGCAUGGAGGAGAAGGUGGCCUACCAGUCCUAUGAGAGGGCCCGGGACAUCCAGGAGGCCGUGGAGUCCUGCCUGACCCGGGUCACCAAGCUGGAGCUGCAGCAGCAACAGCAGCAGGUGGUGCAGCUGGAGGGCGUGGAGAACGCCAACGCGCGGGCGCUGCUGGGCAAGUUCAUCAACGUGAUCCUGGCGCUCAUGGCCGUGCUGCUGGUGUUCGUGUCCACCAUCGCCAACUUCAUCACGCCCCUCAUGAAGACCCGCCUGCGCAUCACCAGCACCGCCCUCCUGGUCCUCGUCCUCUUCCUCCUCUGGAAGCACUGGGACUCCCUCACCUACCUCCUGGAGCACGUGCUGCUGCCCAGCUGAGCGGCGGCCUGUCCCGACCCUGUGCGGUCCCCGGCGCCCAGCUGGCCAUGCUUCCCCGCGGGGGGGACCCUGGGGCUCCGGAGUCCCUGGGACUUCUUCCUGUGUCCAGUUUGGCCUCCUGCCCAAACUGUCCAUUCCAGCUCCGUCUGCCCCCUUCUCUGUUCUUGCUUUCUUCGGUCCGAUGCCUUCUGUCCCUGUUGGCCUGAAGGGAGCCUCCAGGGUCACCCCGGCUGGAGGCGGCAGGGACGUCCGUGACCAAAUAGAGCAGGGGACACCCUGAUGGACUGUUUUGAUUAAAUUUAUAGUCACACGAUGAUUUCUCCCAGCUGACACAGAUGACAUGGUUCAGGAAGGCCAAUGAGCAUGGGGACAGGGGAGGGCCAUGCCUCAGCUUCCCUGGGGGAGAGGCUGGCAGCUCCUGUUCCCUCCUCCAGAGCUGUUUGAGGCUGGAUAGUGGGUUGGGCCCUUCUGGGAUCUGAAGGAGGCAGGCAGGCUCUCGGGAGGCUGGGUGGGCAUGGCUUUGGAUUCGUGUUUUCUCUGGAGUUCUUUCUGCCUGUCCCUGGAUCUGCUCUUUUCAGGGAAAGAGGCCCGAGGGGCCCCCAGCCUCAGCCCAAGCCCUUAAGGUUCUAUUUAUUUUAUUUAUUUAUUUAUUCGUUCCUUUGGACCGGAUCCCCCUGAGCUCCAGGGAGAGGGCCCCGCCCUCACCCCGUCCUCUCUCUGAAGCCAGGGCUGCUUCUUGGCUUGUCAGGCACUUCCAUCCCACUUAGCUCUGGAUCAUCCUGGCUGCGAGAAGUGGGGGCAGGGCCAGCCGGCUCCACCUUCCCAGGCAGCCCCUCGGCCUCUUUUAUACGUCUAUUUAUUUGGUAUGUGUGUGUUUGUGUGGGGGAGGUUGUUUGUUGCUUUAUUUUUUUAAGGCUCUGGAGUGUUGUGUAUGGUUUCUCUUCCCUUCCCAGCCUCCCCGAGGGCGCUUCCAAGAAGAGGGGGGGCUUCUCGGAAAAGGAGAAAGAAAUCCCCUUGGAGCAGGGGAGGGCAGGGCCUGCCAGCUAUUGUGGACCUUCCCGAGAAAUAAAUACCCUCUAAAUUUUCAAACCAU